Molecule: messenger RNA, 3912 nt
Organism: Trichoderma reesei QM6a
Lineage: Eukaryota; Fungi; Ascomycota; Sordariomycetes; Hypocreales; Hypocreaceae
Exons: 4
Coding region: 1-3912 (1303 amino acids)
Source: RefSeq, a predicted model, not a curated record
AUGUCCCACUCCGGCGGCCGGCUCACAGACGCAGAGGAGCUGACAGGGGCACGCCUGGGCGCAUAUCACCAGAUUGUGUCCACGAGGAGGAAGCCCGUUCCGGCGCGAGCGGGGCCAUAUCACCAAGACAUUGAUGUUGAAGAGGAGGGUGUUUCCUCACCACCGAGGCUCUACGAGUCUCACGAUCUCGGGCAAGGCGGGGUUGCAGACGGUGUUGAAUCGAGCCAUCGCUCACAGACACCGCCUCCCAAAUGGCCACGCAACUCCCAUCCAGCUCUCUGGGCGCCGAUUUGGCUCAGUCGAGUUGCUCUCGUCGCUUUUGCCGUCACAUUUCUGCUGAUGUUGCUGGCCACUGCUUUGCUCUACCAUUUUUCUGAGGAGAACAGCGGAAUCAGCGUUCAGAAAGAGGCAAACCACUACGCCUGGAAGUACGGCCCUACAGCAGUCCUUGUCGUGGUGGGAACACUCUGGCGGCAGGUAGACUUUGCAAACAAGAUCCUGAUGCCCUGGGAAGAGCUCAGAACUGGGCCUUCGUCGGCAGACAAGACCCUGCUUCUCGACUACAUCUCCCCAUUGCUGCCCACCGUCUUCUCAACCGGUUUGCUCAUCUUGGAGCCGACUCAGAUGUUCAAAAGCGACCAAAAGUUUCAACUUGCCUCAAAGUUCGAGUUGAAUCAGUCCGCCGAUCCCACAUUCGCCUGGGCAGUCGGUCCAGGUCCCGCGCAGACUUACUAUGGAAUCAAUUUCUACGGACUGCGUUACCCUCCCGGCACGGCACAAGACUUUGUCGUACCCGAGUUCCAAGUGCCCUCGAUGGCGGCCAGCAACAUUGAAUACUCGAUGAGCACGGAUGGUGCCAAGGUCGGUUAUGACUGCGAACUCCUCCCCAUCACCAACGGUACCGAAACCCGCAUGCCCUGGCGAAGCAUCCUUGCGCCGUUCAUUGUUGCGAACGUCACCACCAGGGACUGCGACAUAAAAGGAGUCACUCUCGCUGCCGGUCCCGACCACAACUUCUACCAUGAUAAGAAUGCGACGCAAAACUAUCAGGCUCAAUUCGUCGUAUAUCCCUGCAACUAUGACUUUGACUUCAGCAGACAGUACAUAGACCCAGGCAAUCUAUCGAUGCAUCUUCAAGUGUACAACACAAGUCGAGACCUCCGACUGUUCAUGUCUGUUGUCGAUCUUCGCAUAUCGCCAUACAAUGCUUCUUUCAGCGGUCCCAAGUACAUGUAUCUUCAAAACGUGACGGCUGCUCUUUGCAAGCCAUCCUACGAGCUCGGCCGCUUUGAGGUUGGCGUCCCCAAUGCCAACAACGGCUCUGCGCAUGCUCUCUUUUCAACAUCAGCAGCAAAACAGGGUGCCAUCAAGCACUUUCCGCACGGGUCCUUGGCCAUGGCCGUCGACACCACGGUCGGCAACUGGAUCCUGGGCAACGGAGGAGUCGACUAUGUCCUCACAGCAACCGUGCCGACCUUUUUCCAACUCAUGUCGAAGAAGGCUGGAGUCAAGUCCAUCAGAAGCUUCAUGGAUCCGGAGCUUCUCAUAAACACUGCAACUGAUGUGUUCAAGGGAAUCGCAGCUCAAGCGCUGCAUUCCAUCAUAGUGCAGCCGGCUAACCGGACGACUACGGGAAGCAUUACGUAUGAAGAGCAGCGGCUGCGUGUCAAGGCGCUUUCCACCGGCUUCAUGUGCAGCUUUCUUGGCCUUCUGGUCAUAAUCGCUAUCGCCAUGAUAUUUGUGAGGCCUAGUUUUGCGGCUCCAGAUCGACCAGGUGCAGCUCUUUCAAUGGCUACUCUGCUAGCAUCCAGCCCCCGUCUCAACGAGAUCCUGUCAUAUAUGGGGUCGUUGAGCAAUGAAAGGCUACAGCAGCAUCUUACCGCAUACCAUUUCAGAACAACCAAUCCUUCCGAAUCCGGUGCGGGCGUAUCGAUCGAAGCAGUACAACUGAAUGAGGGCCAAACAAUGAGCCAUCUCACCGCACAGAGUCAAGGUCAAGUGCCGUCAUGGAGGCCAAUGGCGGGCGCAAACUGGUUUCUUGGCUUUGCGAUAUGUCUUCCACUUGCCAUUAUUGCGUCUCUGGAAAUUGUUCAGCAUUUCUCAGAUGUCAACAAAGGAUUCGUGGGCAUCAGCCAUUCGAGCUCGGCUGUGCUUGCGACAUAUAUCCCAUCAGCGAUUGCUCUAGGCGUGGCCAGUCUCUAUGCUGCAAUGCAAAUGAUGGCCGCAACCUUUGCCCCCUUUGCGCCUCUGAAGCGUGGGAAGGCUAGUGCGGAGAGAACAAUAUCGCUGAGCCUUGUCUGCCAGAUCUUUCCCCGAGCAUUCUAUCUAUCCCUAAGAUCGAGGAACUUUGCAGUCGCGAUUGCACUAUUUGGCACCUUUCUCGGUAGUUUUCUCUCCAUCAUAGUGUCGGGUCUCUACAGUAGCAUCAGCGUGCCAAUUGGCAAGAACAUAACGCUGCACCAAGACGACUGGUUCAACUUUGAAGAUGUGAAUCUCUCCUUGGACGAUAACGAGGCCGCCGCCAUUGACAACUUGGUUGAAUACUUGGGACUGAACAGCACAAGGUGGGUAUCGGAAGACCUCGUCUUCAACACGUUCCACCAGGACGCCGUCUCCUCAAGCAACUCAAGCACGAACGUGCCGCUGACGGUCACCAUACCCGCGGUGCGGCCAUCGCUGAACUGCACCGCGAUACCGAACGAGGAUCGACAAGUGACAAUCUUCAACCAGGAGUCCACCUCGGGAGCGGUCUUUGUCAUGCCUGGGCAAAGCGACAUUGUGACUCCUCAGCCAGGCUAUGUUUGGGUUGGCGUGAACACGACGAUGAGAUACGCCGACUGGUGUGAGGUUGCCCCCCACGGCAUGAUGAAGAACGAGCCGUGGAUGCAAUACUUUCUUCUCCCCAACGACACAAGCAUGGCCUAUGUCGGCAAAGGCUCGAUCCUCACAUGGAGUGGUGGGAUAGUAGGCGGCGAUGGGGCGCUGAACACCGAUCCGACUGCGGGAAUCAUGGGCGACGCAAUUACGGAGCCGGACAAUGGGUGUCCGACAUUCACUGCCACGUUAGGCCACAUGAGGUUGAAGAAGUCGGGCAAAGGCCCCAAAGCCAGGAUUACGGGAUUUGAGCAAGAUCUUGCCACCAUUGUCUGCUAUCAAAAUAUGGAGCAGGUCAUGACCAACGUCACAUGGCAACUCCCUCACUUCAGUCUCGACCCUACCCAGCUUCCAAAGACAGAUGAGCGCACGGCGAGAUUAUUGAAGUCGAAGCGCGGCAGCGAACGGUUUCCGUAUCUGCCAAACGCCUGGCUGAACGGCCUGACCACUCCGCUGUUUAACCAGACGGUUCCCGGGCCAAACAACACUGAUGCAGCAAAUAACCACAUAGACAACUUCAUCAAGGCUCUGGUCUUCUCCAAGGACGGUAGGCCCGUGACGGAGCUUGCCGGCGCCAAGAACGUCGAGAACCUCAAGAAUAUGACCCAGAGGCUCUACAAAGUGUACAUGGCCCAAGCCAUAUCCCUCAACAUGCGCUCCAAUAGCACGGAUGGCGACGGGGCCUCGCUGGGCACCUACGACGGCGUCGUGACCACAUCUGGUCAUCAGCGGCUGCAGCAGAAUCGCGGGCCCAAGAUUGCGCUUCAGGUCGUUUUGGCAGUCAUGGUCGCGUGUGGUAUUGCAACGAGGCUGCUUCUCCCGGUGCGAGAUGUUCUGCCGCAUGACCCUUGCUCAAUUGCCGGUACGGCGACUUUGGUGGCGGGCGGAGAAUUGGUGUCUCGACUGGCCUCGUCCAUGGCUGAGUUGGAUGGACGGACGAGUACGGAGGUGUUGCUGGCAAAUGGGCUGUUUAGCUUGAAAUGGUGGCGAGAUGAGAAGGGCUUGGAGCGAUAUGGCAUUGAUAUCGAGCCGUUAUAA